AUGGUUACACGGCGACCAAUAGAGUUGACUUUGAUACACACGCCAAAAACAAAAGAGGAAUUUGGUGAAUUUCCUCAACUUGGCCUCGGCAAAAUCUACGACUUUAAACAUAUCCAACAAACGCUUCGAGACCUAAACUUGGCUGUACCCGAGUCCGAAUGUGUAUCAAAUAAACCAAUUGAGUUACGAAUUUAUUCUCCAAAUGUUCCUGAUUUGACAUUGAUUGAUCUACCGGGAUACAUUCAAGUCAACAACAAACAUCAACCAGAGACGCUAAAAGACAAAAUUGUCGAGCUCUGCGAGCAGUAUAUUAAAGAACCCAAUAUAAUAUUGGCGGUAUGUAGUGCAGACGUGGAUUUGGCAAACUCUGAGGCAUUGAAAGCCGGACGAAAAGUCGAUCCGUUGGGUUUGCGUACUAUUGGGGUAAUUACGAAAAUGGAUCUUGUUGAACCAGAAGUUGGUGCUAAUAUUUUGCGAAAUACAGAUUAUCCUCUGCAUUUGGGUUAUAUUGGUGUUGUGUGCAAACUCAAUAACAACAAUAAUACAAGCAGUCAAAAAAACAUCACGUCUGCUUUAAUGCGUAAUGAAGAACAAUUUUUCAGAAGCAAUUAUGUUUAUAGUCAACGUGGUAUUGAAGUGGGAACUGGGACUCUUCGUAGGAAGUUAAUGGAAGUUCUGGAGGAAAGUAUGGCAAAAUCGUUGUUUUCUAUUGUGGGUGCUGUACAGUCUGAAUUAGAAGAGGCUCGAUAUCAAUUCAAAGUGCAGUAUAAUGAUAGGCGUAUUACAGCCGAAUCAUAUGUUGCCGAGACAAUUGAUAGUAUUAAACAUAAUUUCAAGGACUUUGCGCAUUCAUUUGGUAAACCGCAAGUGCGUCACGAAGUUCGCACAAUGUUAGAACAACGCGUCAUGGAUCUCUGUGCUGAACUGUACUGGACCGAUCCAAAAAUCAGCGAGCUACCCAAAAUAUCAGCAGACGAUCUGUACUGGCAAUACAAGCUUGACAUGUGCUCGGCUGCUUUGACAAAGAGCGGGAUCGGACGAACGAGUACACAACUUGUUGUCGACGUGUUAAUGGCAAAUAUGGAACGAUUAGCAGAAAUGGAUCCGUUAAGUAAUCACCCAGAUACUAGCCGUCAAGUGUUGAAUUUCAGUAACGAGAUUUUGCGAAAUAAGUUCCAUACAACAGCUGACCAGGUAGAGAAUUGUGUAAAGCCUUAUAAAUAUGAGGUCGAGUGCGCUGAACAAGAAUGGGCUGAAGGUGUUAAGAGAUCGAUUAGUCUGGUCGAAAAAGAAAUAGAGUAUUGUGAAAAAGCUUUGGCAAAUAUCAAAAAUUCUGUCGGUAAAAGAAAAUUGAAGGCUGCAAUAAAAUAUAUUUUAGACGCAGAGAAAGAGCAGAAAGAACGCAUUGCAAAGGCUCGUAUUACUGAUCAAGUAGCAGACAAUAACGAAGACUCAGUAAAAACAACAGCUCCAUCAUCACCUAUGAUUUCCUCCACCAAUGAAGAAGAUGAAAUCGCAGAACCACAUCGUCUCCACUUCAACCAACGAAUUCUCGAAAAAGCUCACGAAUCCAUAUUCCUACGCGACCGUUCAAUCAUACUAAAGUAUCGUUUAGCCGCACUCAAGUCUCGUCAGUGUAAAUCUCCUGAAAAUAAACAGUACUGUCCGGAAGCCUUUCUCAAUAUGGUCGCUGAAAAACUUACGUACACCGCAGUGAUGUUUAUUCAAGUGGAACUGUUGAACGAAUUUUUCUUUCAGUUCCCACGAGAAGUUGAUAAUCGAUUGGUAUAUGAUCUGGAUAGAAAACAGAUUUUGGCGUUUGCUAAGGAAAAUCCGCAUAUAAGGAAGCAUUUAGAAGUGCAGGAAAGGAAACGAAAGUUAGAAGAAGUUAUGGAAAAACUCAACUACUUGGUGAGACGACAACGAGAUAUUGAACAGAAAACGACAUCACAGUCACCUAGUAGAAAGGGGUUGGGAUAUUAA
Ambispora gerdemannii is the source of this 1983-nucleotide messenger RNA. Lineage: Eukaryota; Fungi; Glomeromycota; Glomeromycetes; Archaeosporales; Ambisporaceae. The record is from the annotation of a GenBank genome assembly.